Messenger RNA from Tyto alba (common barn owl), 1343 nucleotides. It is a transcript of the gene GP9, whose product is annotated as glycoprotein IX platelet. Lineage: Eukaryota; Metazoa; Chordata; Aves; Strigiformes; Tytonidae. The record is from RefSeq and is a predicted model, not a curated record. Bases 66 to 650 code for a protein of 194 amino acids. The transcript is spliced from 2 exons.
UACGUACUCCAACACUUUACCAAGCAGAGGGAAAGGGCUCAAGGGGGAAUAAAUAAGGUUGGAGCAUGAACAAGACAGAAUUCAUCACUGUUGCGGGAUUUGCCAUACCACUGCUGUUCCACGUGACCCAAACCGAAGUCUGUCCUCCCUCCUGCAGCUGUAAGUCACUGGGAGAAACGAAGGGUUUGCACAUAGACUGCAGCUCCAGGAAGCUGACGACCGUGCCUGCCUUGCCCCGAAACACCAGGAGGCUUUAUCUACAGAACAACAGCCUGACCUCAGUUCCUCCCGGUGCCCUGGACAGCUUGCACAGCCUGGAGGAAGUGAAAAUGUUUGACAAUCCUUGGGCCUGUGACUGUCACAUUCUGUAUCUAAAACUCUGGUUAGAAGACGUCUCUGCACCCUCUCUUGCAAGCGUCAGGUGCGCAACCCCAGCUCCCGUGAGGAUGAAGCCCUUGGGGCAGCUCACUGGGAAUGAGCUGGGGGGUUGUAAGAGGCUUCUCCCAAUCAAGUGUCUUGAGUUCUUUUGGCGAGACAUCAUUUUAAUUGCUGGAGCAAUAAUUACACUUAUUUUAGUAGCAUGGGCUCUGAAAUUUUCAAAAAAGCUGGUCUACCAAAUAAACCUAAGCCAGUACGACUCUAGGGGCUGACUGCUGGGGAGGUGUACCUCCAAAACCCUUGGGAUACAAUAAGCUGUUCACUACAACUAGCUUGAACAGAAACAGCAAACUAUUCUACCACAAAAAAAGCACACGAACUGGCAACACUCAUUUUAAUAUGCUACAAACAGACCCCGGGGAUCAAAGUCUGGGUCCUCAGAUAGGCAAGUUGGAUUUCAUUUCCUUUCAAAAAUAAGCCUGGUGAUGUAUAUUGACAGGCAAGUUUCAUUCUGCUGUCAUCUACUAAUACAAAAAGCAGUUUCUAAAUUAUUAAAAAUCAUUUAACCUAGCAUUUUUCCACUGAAUUCUCAGCCCUUACAGCAAGAAGAUUUACAUCCCUAAAUCCUACACUUUUUAAUAUAUGGCGAUAAACAGCAACUGUACUAUUCUUUUCCCACGCAGAAGCUGUGAGAGUUUGCAACCCGUUACCCCCUCUCAGUGCACCAAUGGGCUUGGUAGGACCAUUCUUGUGUGCAAGCAAAUUCAACCAUCUCUUCCUCAGGUUCAGGAGUUUUCUCCUAGCAAAACAACCAUGAUUAUAUAGACUAGCCACUGAAUGUAUGCCUUACUGAAUAUGCUUAAAGAUGGACGGGUAAUGAGAAUAUAAUCAGUCAAAAGAAUGGUAAAUAUUGUUGAAUUUCCUAGAGAGUGAACAAUAAAAAAGCAUUCUAUGUGAAAUUAAAA